Galeopterus variegatus (Sunda flying lemur) is the source of this 603-nucleotide messenger RNA. RefSeq names its product tumor necrosis factor (ligand) superfamily, member 18 (gene TNFSF18). Gene Ontology annotation, biological process: tumor necrosis factor-mediated signaling pathway; T cell proliferation involved in immune response. NCBI's taxonomy places the organism in Eukaryota, Metazoa, Chordata, Mammalia, Dermoptera, Cynocephalidae. Gene Ontology annotation, molecular function: tumor necrosis factor receptor superfamily binding. The record is from RefSeq and is a predicted model, not a curated record.
AUGACAUUGCAUCGUUCAGUCAUCACUUGUGAAUAUCGGCUUUCUGCAGCUGUCAUUCCUCCAAAAAUGAGACUGAGCCACAUGGAGACUAUGCCUUUAAGCCAGUCAAGUCCUCAAGGAGCACCGAGAUCAUCCUGGAAGAUGUGGCUCCUCUGCUCAGCAAUAGUUGUGUUGCUGUUGCUUUGCUCCUUCAGUAUACUGAUUCUUACUUUUCUCCCACUCCAGACUGCUAAGGAGCCCUGUGCAGCUAAGUUUGGACCAUUACCCUUGAAAUGGCAAAUGGCAUCUUCUGAACAUCCUUGCGUGAAUAAGAUAUCUGAUUGGAAGUUGGGGAUACUUCAGAACGGCUUGUAUUUAAUUUAUGGUCAAGUGGCUCCUAAUGAAACCUACAAGGAAUUAGCUCCUUUUAAGGUUCAGCUACGUAAAAAUGAAGACAUCAUACAAACUCUAACAAACAAGUCUAAAAUUCAGUAUGUAGGAGGGACUUAUGAAUUGCAUGCUGGAGAUGUAAUAGAGUUGAUAUUCAACAGUGAACAUCAGGUCCUAGAAAAUAAUACGUACUGGGGGAUUAUUUUACUAGCAAAUCCCCAAUUCAUCUCCUAG